ACUUUUAUUCGGAACGAGAACACGACCGGUUUGAAACGUAAAAAUUGAAUUCGUAUAAAAUUUUAAGUUACAUUAUGGCUUUAAAUAAAAUUGAUGGUGUUACAAACAUUUCGAAACAACUAAAUCGCUGGCGCAACUUUAUUUUCAUGUGUCAGCAAUCAAGGAAUGCCCACGUUGCUCAACGGCCGGUAGCAUCGGAGCCUGUGGUCCCAAGCGAAGCAACCACCAAAAUGACGGACAACUUGGUCUGGUCGAAAAACUCGCCAGUCAGCCUGAUUAUGGAGACCGCUCGAAGGCCGCAGCACAACAGGACACUCGAGUUGAAGAAAGCUGCUGUCCAACUCAGCAGGAGCAACGAAUCCCUCAAGGCGCACUACAUCCAAAAGCGGAACGAUCGCUCUGCGGAGGAGCUGCUGGCAAAAGAGCUUCUGGCAAAGGAGCCGCAGACAGUCCAAAAGCUGGCCAAUUUGAUGUCCCUCAACAUCGCAAUGGUCGAGACUAAAGGCCAACGAUCUUCCAGAAUGCCAGCCAGGCGAAUGGAAACAGAUCUCCCAACCGGCAUUAUAGAUUUUAAGCCCCAAAUAAAGCAUAGUCCUCGUUGGCAAUAUACGAAGCCAUCCAAGGACGCAAUUAAAGACGCAAAGGAUCGCCAAAAAGGAGCUAUGAAAAACAUUCCAUUGCUGGCUAAGCAGACCGAGUUGGUUGAGCAGUCGCAAGAAAAAACAUCUGAUGUGGAAAACAAAAACGUCAAAACGGAGAAAAUCGCCACGACCGGAAAUAAAUUAAAAAUGGGUUUCAGUACAAAAGCGGUCCCGGAAGAUGAGCGAGAUAGACAAAAGAUUUUGUCCAAACUGGCUGAUGUAAUAAUAGAGCCGGUAGCAAAAAACCUAAAUUCCCAGGCUAAGUGGAAAUUUGGUUCCAGAUCUAUCCCUCGUCUGGACAUUUAAUGCUUGCAAUUUUUGAUUCUCCAUAAGUAAUAUGUUUUGUCUUUAUUAGUUUGAACCAUUUAAAUUAUUUUGUUUGUUCACAUUUAAAUCUUAUUACACCAAAUAUCAUAAUAUAUAUUAA
Molecule: messenger RNA, 1068 nt
Organism: Drosophila rhopaloa
Lineage: Eukaryota; Metazoa; Arthropoda; Insecta; Diptera; Drosophilidae
Exons: 4
Coding region: 75-947 (290 amino acids)
Source: RefSeq, a predicted model, not a curated record